This is a messenger RNA of Durotheca rogersii, 663 nucleotides long. RefSeq names its product DUF1783-domain-containing protein. The transcript has 2 exons. The record is from RefSeq and is a predicted model, not a curated record. NCBI's taxonomy places the organism in Eukaryota, Fungi, Ascomycota, Sordariomycetes, Xylariales, Xylariaceae. Gene Ontology annotation, cellular component: mitochondrial inner membrane. Gene Ontology annotation, biological process: mitochondrial respiratory chain complex IV assembly. Bases 1 to 663 code for a protein of 220 amino acids.
AUGUGGUCGAGAACAGUACGCCGGAGGGCGUGCCUGGUCCUGCGGAACCCCUCUACUCCCGCCGCGACGAGCCAGAUCCAGCGGCGCACCCUCAUCGCCCCCCCCAAACCCGGCGACGGCCCUUUGAUGGAGAGACGGCCAGACCGGGAGCUCCCUAACAUCGCAGGCUUCCGGUGGUGGCGCACGCUGCCGGCGUUCGCGGUGCUGAUCGCGGCGGCGAGCGCGGCCAUCUUCAACUACCAGCGGUCGUCGAGCCCGGUGGUGGCGGGGACGCUGUACGCGCUGCGGACGAGCGCGCGGGCGCGGGCCGUGCUCGGCGACGAGAUCUACUUCCGCCGCGCCGUGCCCUGGAUCUGGGGCGAGAUGAACCAGCUGCGCGGCCGCAUCGACAUCCGCUUCGCCGUCCGCGGCACCCGCGCCGCCGCCGUCGUCCGCUUCGUCAGCGUCCGCCCCUCCCCCCGCGCCCAGUUCGAGACCGUCGAGUGGAGCCUCGAGACCCCCGACGGCGCCAAGAUCGACCUCCUCCUCGACGACGACGACCCCGCCCGCGCCCUCCCCGACUUCGCCCCCGCGCCCGACGACGUGGCCGAGCCCGGCGACGAGACCGAGCUCCCCGCACCCGGGCCCAGCUCCACGAGGGGGUUCAGGCAGCAGCUCAAGUGA